Onychostoma macrolepis is the source of this 4879-nucleotide messenger RNA. RefSeq names its product progestin and adipoQ receptor family member VII, b (gene paqr7b). Gene Ontology annotation, molecular function: steroid binding; nuclear steroid receptor activity. Lineage: Eukaryota; Metazoa; Chordata; Actinopteri; Cypriniformes; Cyprinidae. Gene Ontology annotation, biological process: response to steroid hormone. The record is from RefSeq and is a predicted model, not a curated record. The coding region runs from base 218 to 1282 and encodes 354 amino acids. Gene Ontology annotation, cellular component: plasma membrane. The transcript is spliced from 2 exons.
AUUACGGCCAUUUGACAGCGGUACUGCAGGGAGCUGACAGGAGCCUCUCCCGCUCAAGAAAUUUUCACGUAAUAUUUUUUUCCAUAAUGAAAUUUUCUUUGUUUAAUUACGUUUCCUGAAGACGCAUAUGAAGGCGCGGUUAAAUGCAGUUCACUGACUGAGGGGAUUAUCCUCUUAAAAGAUCUCACAGUAGACUGCUGCUUAAUUAUUCCUUACCAUGGCGACGGUUGUGAUGGAGCAGAUUGGGCGGCUGUUCAUCAAUGCACAGCAGCUUCGCCAAAUCCCCCGUUUCCUGGAGUCAGCCUUCCCUAAACUGCCUUGUACUGUGAUGGUGAGCGAUGUGCCGUGGGUUUUCCGUGAGUCGCACAUAUUCACGGGCUACAGGCCGCCUGACCAGAACUGGCGCUACUACUUCCUCACUCUGUUCCAGAGGCAUAAUGAGUCUGUAAAUGUGUGGACACACCUGCUGGCCUCCCUCAUUAUCUUAGUCAAAUUUCAGGAGCUGUCAGAAACCGUGGACUUCCUGCGAGACCCUCACGCCCAGCCGAUGUUCAUCCUGCUCCUAGCAGCCUUCACCUACCUGGGCUGCAGCGCGCUUGCCCACCUGCUCUCGGCCAAGUCUGAGCUCUCCCACUACACCUUUUAUUUUUUGGACUACGUUGGCGUAGCCGUCUACCAAUAUGGCAGCGCCCUGGCCCACUUCUAUUACGUGAUCGAACAAGAAUGGCACGCUCAAGUGCGAAGUUUUUUCUUGCCAGCCGCGGCCUUCCUGGCCUGGCUGUCCUGUACGGGCUGCUGCUAUGGCAAGUACGCCAGCCCAAGCUUGCCCAAAUUCGUUCACAAGCUAUUCCAAGUGGUUCCCUCGGGCCUGGCCUAUUGUUUAGACAUCAGCCCGGUGCUCCAUCGCAUCUAUAAAUGCUACAGCUCCGAACAAGGCUGUGCUGACCAGGCGGUGGUGUACCACUGCUACCAGGUCAUCUUCUUUUUAAUCAGCGCCUACUUCUUCUCGUACCCUCAUCCUGAGCGCUGGCUCCCGGGACGUUGCGACUUCAUCGGGCAGGGCCAUCAGAUCUUCCACGUGUUCCUUGUGCUCUGCACUCUAGUGCAGAUCGAAGCCGUGCGACUGGAUUAUAGCGAGAGGAGUCCUCUCUAUGAAAGUCUCCAUGGAGACUUGGCUCACGAUGCAGUGGCUCUUUUUAUCUUCACAGCGUGUUGCAGCGCACUCACUGCGUUCUAUGUGCGCAAACGGGUGAAGGCGUAUCUAGAGGAGAAGCAGGAGUAGGCAGGGACCUUGCUUGCACACGUAGGAAGGAUUGCACUGGUCUACAACAAUUGAAGCAACUAACAAUGAAGGACCUUUUUGUUAUUGUUCAGUGCAUCUUAUAUUUGUCAUUUUUGUUUUUUUUGUGGCCUGCCAAUGCAUUUUGAACCAACUGCUUUCUGUUUACCAAACUGGUGACGUGCUUUAAAACCGCAUCACAUAUGAAGAAUGGCUCUAAAACAAUGGAUUACCUGCUGAAAGGUGCUGAUCUGUUUGACGAGUGCCAUUACAACCUAUUUAACCUGGUUAACAUGAGAUCUGUGAAGGGAUGUCAGCAUUUUUGCUGACAGUUUAGUUUGCAUACAGGAUAGUUUAGUUAGAUUGGAUCAUUGGAAAUGUUCAUAUUUGCAUUGUGCCUCUAAAUCCAACCUCAUUUUGGUGCAGUGUACAGCUCUUAAGUAUGUUACUCAUAUGGCAUUUGCACAUUUAGCAGACUUAGUACACUAAAUACACUUUUUGUCCUGCGUUCCCUGGGAAUUGAACCCAUGACCUUGGUGUUGCUUGCUAGCACCAUGUGCCCGUGGUUUGAAUUACAGGGAUGCUCACAGCAAGUAAAAUGUCAGUUAAUAAAGUUCCCAUGCCAUCAGACCAGUGCAAUUAGCAAAAUGUGGAGCUCAGAUGGACUUAAAUUCACAGGUGUUUUAAAUCAUGACUAAAAUAUUGCAAACUUCACAAGGAAUACCUUACUGAGAGAUGACUGAUUAAUAAACAAUUUUUUUAAUGAAUCCGAUCAAAUUCCCCACUCUGCAGUGCUUUUUAGACAACAAUUUUCUGUUUUGGCUACUAUUACCUCAGUAAACCAAUGCAAAUUAGUGUCAAAUUGACUACUGACUUGCCUUACAGUGUGUUCGACCCGUCCAGUGCCACAUUGAUGUUAGUUUAUGAUUACUUGCGAAUGCAAUCGAUUGGUUUUGCACUGCCAGUGCACACUUCCCUUUUUGAUGUGUAGCCUCUGAAGAGUGCUGAAAUACCGGAUGUUAUGAAAAGGACAGUAGGCAGGAUGUGAUAUCACUGGAUUGCAAUAUAGUCAGAUUGAAGGAUUUCAGAUGUAGCUUGGCAGAUUAUAAUUUGACAAAAAUGAGAACUCUGCGUGUUCUCUAUGCUUCAAAGUUAUUAGAAAUUUGCUCCAUGCCAUCAACACUCUUUGUUUGGAAAAUUUUAAAGGGAAAGUUCAUUCAAAAAUGAAAACCCAUUAUUCACUCAUUUUCAUGUUUUCCAAAUCUGAAUGACAUUUUGAAGAUUGAUCUUACUGUUGCCCAUACUAUGAAAGUCACUGGGGUUCAAAAUAACUUUUCCUUCAUUUAAUUUUAAUCCAAAAAUAUUUUUUAUAAAUAACAGCAGAAUGUUCAUUUUUGGGUGAACUAUCCCAGCCAAAGAGGCUUUUGAGAAACAAUGAAUUAUGUCCAUUACAGCUAUGAUGUCUCCGUUUGUCAUGAAGAUGCUCCUUUUGUAUGCAAGGGCUAUAACUAUGGCCUUUACCUUUACUCAUACCCUGAUAUGAAUGCCUUUGUGUGUUCUGUGCAUAUGUGGAUUUUUCUAAUAGAAGUUCAGCACUUUAUUUACAAGAACAGUCUGAGCAUCAAAACUAAUGUGUUAAAUAUAUAUUCUGAUGUGCCUGACUACAUGCAUGCGUCCAUUGUGUGAGUAUGCAUACAGGUGCUUGUUGUGUGUGUGAGUGUGUGUGUGUGUGCAUUUUUGAAUGUUUGUGUAUAGCUCUGUGAGAUGGCUACUGAUGAGAAAGGAUAUGAAGGUUCCUGAAACUGUCUGGCCUUUUAAUGACCGUGAAAUGCAUCUAGCUCUUGUAUCAUGAAUUGUGUAGCUCCCCUUGUCUUAGCCCUUGUUCAUAAACCAACACAUAUCCAUCAGAUUGAAGGUGGAAGGAUGACUUAUUUUCCCAUUGAAGUGAUUCAUAUUCCCUUGAGAUGAAUAUAUUGAAUAUCACUAGGCUAUUGUUGCAUUAACCAGGAAAGCGUCUGCGCGAUGUAGCACAAAGGCUGGUUUAUGAUCCAGUCUCAGAAAAACAAAUUGUUGCUGUGGUAUGAGCCGUUUGAGAAGUAGCAAAUAAGCGAAGUCAUGAUAAACGGUGACCAGCAUUUAUUUUUGCAACCAGGAACACAUGGAGAGGAAAAAGGGGCUGUUCACGCAGAACGCGUUUUUGCGUUUCAAAAUGCAAGACGCUUGAUAAUGGAAUGGGGGAAAAAAAAUUCAAGGACUAGAGAUACUUUUUUUUUUAAGCUUAAUUUAUUUUAGCACUGCAUUUUUAAAAUGCUGUGUUGUGUAAAAUGCUACAAACGACUCAAGUAAAAUGGUCAAAGAUGCCCAUUUAUCACGUUUAUAAAGAAACUGAAUGAAAAACAAUACAGUGGAAAACAGAACACAUUUUUUUCCCUCCGUUCAAAAUCACGAGACACCGGGCAGUGACAUGGAAACAAGAGCAAGGUCUAGAGACUUUUAAGUUGGACUUAACAUUUGCAUGUGGCGCUCAUGUCUAGCGCAUGUUUACAUAGAACAAUAACGGGAAAGUAGCACAGUGGAUUGCGAAAACGCAUUCUGUGCAAACAUGUUUUUAUGUUUGGAAAUGAUGCAGGGCAGUGGAAUAAAACAAAGAGUAAGGUCUAGAGUGGCAUUUUUUAAAAGUUAAACUUAACUUGAGCGCUGUGCAUUUAGAAUGUUGUAUUAUGCGCAAGAUGCCGCAAAAGACGCAAGAUGUAGCGUGUAUUUAGCAUGGAAUGUAAAAACGCGUUCUAUAUGAAUGGCCCUCCAGUUUUAUCAGCACCAGCAGACAAUAAUGAUGUCACAGAUUGAUGAUGUCAUCAAAGACUAGAACCGAUGAAGUGAUUGAAAUGUUGUCAGUUGGCUCAUUAUGAUGAUUUACAAGGCAAAUAUACCAGAAAAUGAUCGCUUUAUUUAAUGAAAGACCAUAUUGAUUAUAAUAUUAAUUACAUACUAUAGAUAUUAAAAGUAAACUAUUAACAGAAUAUGUUGUUUUAACUGCUGUACCACAGUUUAAGAAAUGAACAGACCAUUUAAAAUCACAUAGUAGAUAGUGAACAGGAGGCUGCCAAGAGCUGAUUUCACUGAGAAAGACAACAAACGAGGUCAUAUCCUGGCACCACCGGGAUUUGACCUAAAGCCUCAAUUCCCGUAAUGCUCAAGUGGAAUUCUGCUAAACUGUGAAGUGUCUCUUUCUCAAAUUCUGUACUAAUCUACUCACCUCGGAGACACUUACAGAAUCUUUUCUAUUUUAAACACGAUCAUGUUUAGAGUUUGUUUUAACAAUUGUGUUUCUUUUUGUAUUGCACUUAAAGAGGAAGGACUGCUCAGAAAGUUACUUGAGAACCUCUUGAUUUUUGUUCAGCACUUGAACAUUUUUUUUUUUGACUGUACUCAACCACGAACCCUUGCACGGAGCUGAUCUAACACUCAUGUUCUGCUGCAGUGCAGAACAGCAACAAUAAAGACUGGUGAUAACCUAAACUAUACCGUUGUGUGUGGAAAUGACUGUGUUGAUGUACUAUGGUAUUUAAGUGAAUAAACAACUGUAAGUCCCACCUUCCA